Messenger RNA from Phaethon lepturus (White-tailed tropicbird), 1148 nucleotides. It is a transcript of the gene IPMK, whose product is annotated as inositol polyphosphate multikinase. Gene Ontology annotation, molecular function: inositol tetrakisphosphate kinase activity; inositol-1,4,5-trisphosphate 3-kinase activity. Gene Ontology annotation, cellular component: cytoplasm; nucleus. The record is from RefSeq and is a predicted model, not a curated record. NCBI's taxonomy places the organism in Eukaryota, Metazoa, Chordata, Aves, Phaethontiformes, Phaethontidae. Bases 1 to 1020 code for a protein of 339 amino acids. The transcript is spliced from 5 exons. Gene Ontology annotation, biological process: inositol phosphate biosynthetic process.
AUGAUCUCUCCACCCCUCCCUAAUUUAUUUCAGGUUUAUGACUCCGACUGUUGCGACAGCAUUCUUCUGGAGCUGCGGGAAUAUCUGCCAAAAUACUUCGGCGUCUGGUCACCACCUACUGCACCAAAUGAUACGUAUCUAAAACUGGAAGAUGUGACCCGUAAGUUUAAUAAGCCUUGCAUAAUGGAUGUAAAAAUAGGUCAGAAAAGUUAUGAUCCGUAUGCUUCAGCUGAGAAGAUACAGCAGCAGGUCAGCAAGUACCCGCUGAUGGAAGAGAUUGGCUUUUUGGUACUUGGCAUGAGGGUUUACCAUGUCUCUUCUGACAGCUAUGAGACGCAAAACCAGCACUACGGAAGGAGCUUGACGAAGGAAACAGUAAAGGACGGCAUCUCCAAGUUUUUCCACAAUGGGUCCUGCUUGAGAAAAGAUGCAAUAGCUGCCAGCAUUCAGAAGAUUGAAAAAAUUCUGGAGUGGUUUGAGGGCCAGAAGCAACUCAGCUUUUAUGCAAGCUCGUUACUGUUUGUUUACGAAGGUUCAUGUCAGGCAACAACCGUGCGGCUGAGUGAUGUCACCUUGGCAGAGAAAAGAGGAGUGCCCAAAGGACUGUUAUCAGGUGGAGACAUACUGGAGUAUAAUAAUAAUAUUCAUGUAAUAAAUUCUACAGAGAAUGGAAAAAUUGAGGCCUCUGUAAGUAAAGGCUUGUCCAAAUUUUAUGCACUUCACAAAAAGGCAUACUCUAAGAGGCACCACAGCCAACUCUCACUACAGGUUGAAAACUUGGAGCAAGACAACGUGUGGAAAAGCAGCACGUGCAUUACACAGGAGCAUCUGAACGGAAACGUUAUACCCCAACUGGAAAAAGUUUUCUGUCACAUCCCAGCAGAGAUCAAGGAAAGCGCAAACGUAGAAGUCCGAAUGAUAGAUUUUGCUCAUGUGUUUCCGAGCAACACAAAGGAUGAGGGCUACAUUUAUGGUCUGAAGAAUUUAAUCACAGUACUUCAAAAUAUUUUGGAUAACUAAAUUCUUUGCUAUGGUUUUUACUGGGGGCCAAUAACAAAGAAGAGCAACAACAUGAAGAAUUUCUGCACUUGUAAUGCUGUAUAACUGGGUUUUAGAAAAUGGGCUGAAAACUCUGAAGUGCAGGAUUG